Messenger RNA from Branchiostoma belcheri (Belcher's lancelet), 2260 nucleotides. RefSeq lists its product as uncharacterized. The transcript has 6 exons. The coding region runs from base 80 to 1240 and encodes 386 amino acids. The record is from RefSeq and is a predicted model, not a curated record. NCBI's taxonomy places the organism in Eukaryota, Metazoa, Chordata, Leptocardii, Amphioxiformes, Branchiostomatidae.
CUGUACAGUUCGCUUUCGCAUCUGGCAGUACACUUUUCGCUCCGUCGCUUAAAAAACUUCUCUUAGAAUCUACACCAUCAUGUCGCACCGUACUACCCCAACUGGCCGCCAACUUUCUGGGCUGCUGUCCCGCUCUGACAAGCGCAAGAAAACGCCAAAGGAUUCAAGUGGAAGCUCGCCGGGUGAAGCUGGGCCGUCGAACAAGGACAUCUGGAGGGCUCUCUCUACACUCUCGGAUGCAGUUAGUCAGUUCCAGGGUGGACUUGAUAGUCUCAAAGGAGAGAUGAAAAAGGGGCUGGAUGACAUCAUGGCCAAGAUAGAGGAGCAGCCACCACCCGCGCCAGCAUCCACUGCUGCUACACCAACGAAGGUGCCCUCAAGACUGAGUCGGAAGGUGAGGGAAAUCCACAAUGGGCUGGGAGACAUGGAGUUCAAGGGAGCUGAAACGUUCAAGUCGGACCACAAUAGGGCGGUGACGAAGCUCAUCGAGAGGGCAUUGAGGGAUGACCCGGAGACAGGUGAACAGUGGCAUGCGUCUCACAUCACUAAGUCGUGUAAGAACUAUCAUGACACAAUUCGCAGAAGGGAGAAGAGUAUUGCGUUGGGGAAGGAUGAAGCACAGAAAAAGGAGAGGAAGAGGACUAACAGACGCACCAGGCUCUUUGACCGAAGAAAGCUGGCAGGGAAGGCUGUGCUGAGCCGGGCAGAACAGGAGUUCCUGGAGGGAGCCAAAGCCUGCCUGAUGUCGGAGGAGGAAACCGACACAGAGGACUGCGACAGGUGGCUGGUAAAGCAGCCAUCUUGGAGGAGCCGAAAGCUGGAGAAGAUCCUGAACAAGUGCAAACAGGCGAUGGAGAAGAAAGCGAAGUCCAGGAGAGCCACGCCGAGGAUUCCCUCAGACCUGCCGAGCAGUGAGGCCACGCCGACCAAGGUCGGCAGGGCCUACGUGAGGAGCAGGAGUGAGGAGGAAGCAGCUGGGGGAAGCCAGGUGGAGACAGAAGAGAUUGAGGAUGGGGAUGAGGCACGCAGUGAGAGGGACAACGAGAACACUGGGGGGGAAAGUGACAUGGGGAGUGAUAGUGAGGGUAGUGAUGUGGAGAAGGAACAGACAGUCAGGGGAAAGAGAGUGAGAGACGAGGAGAAUGUUCAGGAGGAAGUUAACAUUGUUAGGAGAAAGAGAGGAAGAAGCUCAAGGAUAAUGAUUCAGGAUGAGGAUGACACUGAUGAUGACUUGGAGUAAAGGGCUAAGAAAAAGAGGAAGUUCAGCCUUAAGGGUAGAAAAAAAGUUAGAUAGUACUGUAGGAUAGUUAAAUAUAAUAAAAUAUAUAUAGCUAGGAUGUAAUUUAGCUUGGUUUAGUGCAUUUCAUUUUAGGUUAGGUAAGAUAGAAGUUAGGGCUAUUGUAGAGUAAAGAGGAGGGGGCAUUAUCUAUUUAGGUUAGAUUCUUUUUUGGGGUAAGGUAUAGCAUACUAGUAUUGAGGGUAUAGUUCAUUUAGUCAGGAGAUAAGGUUAUAUUGUACAUUUAGGUUAGGUGUGAUAAAGAUUCUAGUUAAGGGUAAGGUAGGUUUAGUACAUGUUAGAAUAGCAAUAUGACUGAGUAAAGAAGAGCUUCAUUAUGCAGCAAAAGGAAGGAAGAAUGUGUUUUUUUUUUAUCACUCUGCUAAGAUACAAAAUAAAUCGAUGUAUACAAUGAAAACUGAUUUAAGUUUACUUGCUUUUUAUGGAUAUACAGGUUAACAUUUAUGUGGGAUGCAGGUACUUUUAUCAUUUUUUUUCUGUUGGUUCGUAUCUGCCAUGGUACAGGAAAAUUGCAGUUCAUAUCUGCUAAUAGGCAAUGAUUUCAGGUUAAGGUGCAGGUUUCGGAUUUGGCUAAAAUCCGUGAAAUCCGUAUCUGCGUACACGGAGCAAAUACGGGAGAGUACAGGUUUCGGACAUGGUGAGGAUCCGUGAAAAUCCGUAGUUCGUAUCUGCUUACACGCAGCAAAUACGGGAGAAUUCAGGUUUAGGAUUUGGUUAGGAUCCGUGAAAAUCCGUAGUUCGUAUCUGCUUACACGCAACAAAUACGGGAAGAUUCGGGUGUCGGAUUUGUUAAGGAUCCGUGAAAAUCCGUAGUUCGUAUCUGCUUACACGCAACAAAUACGGGGAGAUUCGUAUGUCGGAUUUGUUUAGGAUCCGUGAAAAUCCGUAGUUCGUAUCUGCUUACACGCAACAAAUACGGGAAGAUUCGGGUGUCGGAUUUGUUUAGGAUCCGUGAAAAUCCGU